Messenger RNA from Mustela lutreola (European mink), 1082 nucleotides. Its product is annotated as zinc finger CCHC domain-containing protein 10-like. Gene Ontology annotation, molecular function: nucleic acid binding; zinc ion binding. NCBI's taxonomy places the organism in Eukaryota, Metazoa, Chordata, Mammalia, Carnivora, Mustelidae. The transcript has a single exon. The coding region runs from base 101 to 574 and encodes 157 amino acids. The record is from RefSeq and is a predicted model, not a curated record.
ACUCAACAAGGAAAGGGAAAUAACCCAAUUUAAAAAUGGGUAAAAGAUUGGGGCCCCUGGUUUCCCAAAACCCAGCGCGGCAGUCUUCAGCCGCGCUAAGAUGGCGACUCCCAUGCAUCGGCUCAUAGCUCGGAGACAAGCUGAGGCAAAUAAACAACAUGUAAGAUGUCAGAAAUGCUUGGAAUUUGGACAUUGGACUUAUGAAUGUACAGGAAAAAGAAAAUACCUACAUAGGCCAUCAAGAACAGCAGAACUAAAGAAAGCUUUAAAAGAAAAAGAAAACAGAUUAUUAUUAUUACAACAAAGGUCUAAGAGUGUAACCAGUUCCAGUAGCAACAGCAGUGACAGUUCAGCCAGUGAUUCUUCAUCGGAGAGUGAAGAAACGUCUACCUCAUCCUCCUCGGAGGACAGUGACACGGAUGAAAGCUCCUCCAGUUCAUCAUCUUCAUCCUCCUCCACAAGCUCUUCCUCAUCCUCCGAUUCAGACUCACAUUCCAGCUCUUCCAGUAGCAGCAGCACCAGCACAGAGAGCAGCUCUGAGGAUGAACCACCAAAGAAGAAGAAAAAGAAAUAGAAUUGCUCCAUCCCUAUUGGACUGCUGGUCUGCAAACAUUAAUGUGAUUCUCGAAAGGGAAUUUAGAAUAUGUUAAGGCCAAAUAGAUUAACCAAUCAACAUUUCUGGAGUUUAAAAGUUUCUAAGUGUUUUACAUCAUAAGAGCAUAAAGAGUAUUAAUAAUGGAUUAUACAUAUAUAUAAGACUUUUUUAUUUUCAGGGUAAAUCUUGUUUUUCUUUUUUAUCUUUAAUAUAUAUCUGUAAAACAUAAUCAAAGCUGAAUCCAGUACGUCUGUUUUUGGGAUGAAACUUAUCUUUUCUCCCUGUGAAAUAAAUGCCAUACUUUGUUAUAUGUCAGUGCUAUGUAUCAGAUGUGUUUUCAGGAUAAUGCAUCAGAAUAUCUGGCAGUGAAUUUCUAAAGCUUUUGGCUGUGUGUUAUUAUAUAAGAUUUAAUACAUUGUUACUAUAAAAUUAGGAGUGUUCCUCUUAAUAACUGUGCCCUCUUUCUAUGUUUAUGUUCGGAAACUUA